AUCAGUGAGCGAACGAAGGAAUAAGUGGCCGGUCUGUGCCCAGAGUACCGCCUCCUGUCCCUAAGCCCGGCCAGCCAAGAAAAUUUCCUGACACUGUGUUCUCUACCCUGCAGGAUGCGGGAGGCCCCCGGGCCGGAGGGUUCGGAGAGGGGCUGCGAGGCGCCCUGCGCGGCAUCCUGCCACGCGCAGCGAGUCCUGCAGACCCUCAACGCGUAUCGGCGGAGCGGCACCCUCACCGACGUGGUUCUGCGCGCUGGUGGGCGCGACUUCCCCUGUCACCGUGCCACGCUCAGCGCGGGCAGCGCCUACUUUCGCAGCCUGUUCGGAGCCGGUCGGCCAGAGCGCUGCCUAGCUGUGGUGCCUGUGGUACAGAUGGGACCUGAGGAGCCGGGCACCGGGCCCGACAGGGGGGCGGCGGCCGCGGCACUCGCGGUGGUGCUUGACUACGUCUAUGGCGCGGGCGUGCGGCUGCGCGCCGAGGACGAGGCGGCCGCAGUGCUGGCGCUGGCGGAGCGGCUGGGCGUGGUGGGCCUGCGCGAGGUCUGCGCUCGCUUCCUCGAGGGCCGCCUGCGUGCCAACAACAGCUUGGCGCUUCGCCGAGUAGCCGCCGCUUUCUCGCUCGCCUCUCUGGCGGAGCGCUGCGGCCGCGUGCUGCGCCAGGCCUUCUCCGAGGUGGCACGCCACGCUGACUUCCUGGAGCUGGCGCCCGACGAAGUGGCGGCGCUGCUGGCGGACCCCGCGCUGGGCGUGGCGCGCGAAGAGGCGGUGUUCGAGGCGGCCAUGCGCUGGGUGCGCCACGACGCGCCGGCCCGCCGCGGGCAGCUGAGGCGCCUGCUGGAGCACGUGCGUCUCCCGCUGCUGGCGCCCGCCUACUUCCUGGAGAAGGUGGAGGCUGAUGAGCUGCUGCAGGCCUGCGGCGAGUGCCGUCCGCUGCUGCUCGAGGCCCGCGCCUGCUUCAUCCUGGGCCGAGAGGCCGGCGCGCUGCGGGCCCGGCCGCGGAGAUUCAUGGACCUGGCUGAAGUGAUCGUGGUCAUUGGUGGUUGUGACCGCAAGGGUCUCCUGAAGCUACCUUUCACCGAUGCAUACCACCCAGAGAGCCAGCGCUGGACCCCACUGCCCAGCCUGCCUGGCUACAUGCGCUCAGAGUUUGCGGCUUGUGCUCUUCGCAAUGAUGUCUACGUUUCUGGGGGCCACAUCAACAGCCAUGAUGUGUGGAUGUUUAGCUCCCAUCUGCACACCUGGAUCAAAGUAGCCUCGCUGCACAAGGGGAGGUGGAGGCACAAGAUGGCAGCCGUGCAGGGUCAGCUGUUCGCGGUAGGUGGCUUCGACGGCCUUCGGCGCCUGCGCAGCGUGGAACGCUACGACCCCUUCUUCAACAUCUGGACUGCCGCCGCGCCCCUGCCAGAGGCCGUGAGCUCUGCGGGGGUGGCGGCCUGUGCUGGUCGACUGUACGUGAUCGGAGGCGCAGGGCAGGAUGGUGUCAAUACUGACAAGGUGGUACAGUGCUUUGACCCCAAGGAGGACCAGUGGAGCCUGCGGUCACCAGCACCCUUCUCGCAGCGGUGUCUUGAGGCUGUCUCCCUUGAGGAUACCAUCUAUGUGGUGGGAGGCCUCCUGAGCAAAAUCUUCACCUAUGACCCUGGCACAGAUGUCUGGGAGGCUGCUGUCCUCCCCAGCCCUGUGGAGAGCUGUGGCGUGACUGUGUGGUGAUGGAAGACCAUCCUCGCGGGCAGGAUGAUCAUGGGGAAAAGCACUGAUAGGGGCUUCACCUUUGACCCCAGCAGUGGGCUGGUGGAGGCCCAGCCAUCCCUGCAGCGCUGUACCAGCUCCCAUGGCUGUGUUACUAUUGUCCAGAGCCUGGGCAGGUGAUUGAGACUGGGACUGCCUGAGCCAGGAGACAGGCAGGGAGAACUCAAACACACCACUUUCCCCUCCUGGAACCUCUAAUGUCAA
Molecule: messenger RNA, 1953 nt
Organism: Sciurus carolinensis (gray squirrel)
Lineage: Eukaryota; Metazoa; Chordata; Mammalia; Rodentia; Sciuridae
Gene: Klhl35
Product: kelch like family member 35
Molecular function (GO): protein binding
Source: RefSeq, a predicted model, not a curated record